Molecule: messenger RNA, 2597 nt
Organism: Rhododendron vialii
Lineage: Eukaryota; Viridiplantae; Streptophyta; Magnoliopsida; Ericales; Ericaceae
Exons: 18
Coding region: 33-2198 (721 amino acids)
Biological process (GO): proteolysis
Molecular function (GO): serine-type peptidase activity
Source: RefSeq, a predicted model, not a curated record
AUAAUAAAUACUCGACCCAGUUGACUCACUGAAUGGCCCUGUCGGCUGCAGCCACUCUCACUCGCCGCUACCCCAUUAAUUCCCUUUCCUCUUCUUCAUUUUCUCGGCCCUUUUUAAAUACUCGAUUCAUCACAGACAAACCCCACAGUCGAAAACAGAGGCCGGCAACGAUGGCUUACGCCUCGUCAACGGAUGAGAAAAUCACCGCACCAUACGGUUCUUGGAAGUCUCCGAUCACCGCCGACUUCGUCUCCGGCGCCGAGAAGCGCCUCGGCGCCACCGCCGUCGACGACCACGGCCGCCUCUUCUGGCUCGAGUCUCGCCCCCUCGAAUCAGGGCGAAGUGUUCUUGUUAAAGUUCCAGAAAAACCUGGAGAUGAACCUAUUGACAUUACGCCCAAGGAGUUUUCGGUGCGAACAGUGGCUCAAGAAUACGGAGGUGGUGCAUUCAGGAUUGUAGGGGAUACUGUCAUUUUCUCGAAUUACAAAGAUCAGAGACUGUACAAGCAGUCAAUUCAAUCUGGAGAUUCGUCUCCAUUGCCGCUUACUCCGGACUAUGGUGCGCCAUCAGUGUGCUAUGCGGAUGGAGUGUUUGAUUCACACUUUAACCGUUAUGUUACUGUAAUGGAAGAUCGUCGUGAAGACCAUCUGAAUGCAACAACAACUAUUGCAUCGCUCAACAUCAAUGAGCAUAAUAUCCAAGAACCAAGAGUUUUAGUGAGUGGAAACGACUUCUACGCCUUCCCACGUCUGGACCCAAAAGGAGAAAGGAUGGCGUGGAUUGAAUGGGGACACCCUAACAUGCCAUGGGAUAAAUCAGAACUUUGGGUUGGCUAUUUUUCAGAGAAUGGAGAUAUCUGCAAACGUGUGUGUGUUGCUGGUGGUGAUCCUGCGAUUGUGGAGUCUCCAACCGAGCCCAAGUGGUCAUCUGACGGGGAACUAUUCUUCAUCACCGAUAGGGGAAGUGGGUUUUGGAAUAUUUACAAAUGGGUCGAGUCUGAUAACAAGGUGUUGCCAGUUUAUUCCAUGAACGCUGAGUUUUCAAGACCAUUAUGGGUUUUUGGCAUAAGUUCGUAUCAAUUACUUCAGAGUCGUGAACAAAAAAAUUUAGUUGCUUGCACGUACAGGAAGAAUGGAAGAUCUUCUUUUGGAGUUCUAGAUGAUGUUCAUAGCACAUUAUCUCUUCUUGAUAUUCCUUUUACAGAUGUCAACAAUAUUACUUCGGGGCUUCAUGGCCUGUACAUUGAGGGAGCAUCAGCUGUCCAUCCUUUAUCAAUAGCUAAGGUGACUUUAGAUGAUACUAAAUCUAAAGUCAUAGAUUUCGAGAUCAUUUGGUCGUCUUCACCUGAUAGUUCGAAGUACAAAUCACACUAUAGCUUGCCAGAAUUGAUUGAGUUUCCAACUGAAGUUCCUGGUCAAAAUGCUUUUGCAUACUUUUAUCCACCAACCAACCCCUGUUAUCAAGCUAGUCAGAAAGAAAAACCUCCGCUACUGUUGAGGAGCCAUGGAGGGCCUACCGCUGAGACCCGUGGAGUCCUAAAUCUUGCUUACCAGUAUUGGACUAGUCGAGGUUGGGCAGUAGUAGAUGUCAAUUAUGGUGGAAGCACUGGUUAUGGAAGAGAAUAUCGUGAAAGGCUUUUGGGUCGCUGGGGAAUUGUUGAUGUCAAUGACUGUUGCAGUUGUGCUAAGUUCUUGGUCAAUGAAGGAAAGGUUGAUGGAGAAAGAUUGUGCAUUGCUGGGGGCUCUGCUGGUGGAUACACAACAUUAGCUGCUCUUGCUUUCAGAGAAACGUUUAAGGCUGGUGCUUCCUUGUAUGGUAUAGGUGACUUGAAAUCCUUGGUAGCGGAAACUCACAAAUUCGAAUCUCGCUAUAUGUACAACCUUGUUGGAAAUGAAGAAGAUUUCUUUCAGAGGUCGCCCAUCAAUUUUGUGGAUAAAUUUUCUUGCCCCAUACUACUGCUACAAGGGUUAGAAGAUAAGGUUGUACCCCCUGAUCAAGCAUGUAAAAUUUACGCUGCGUUGAAGGAAAAGGGUUUGCCCGUUGCUCUUGUUGAGUUUGAAGGAGAGCAGCAUGGUUUUCGCAAGGCCGAAACCAUAAAGUUCGCGCUGGAGCAGCAAAUGGUUUUCUUCGCGCGUCUAGUGGGACACUUUGAGGUUGCGGAUGACAUUACUCCGAUCAAGAUUGAGAACUUCGAUUGAGGAUCCGAAACUGUGUUUUAUGUCUGAAUUGGUGUACUGAGCGUUGGUACGCGAUACUCCCCGAUUUAACUACAACACAUAUGUGUCUACUUGAUGAAAAUGAUCGCACUAAAAGUUGAAUCCACAGGCUGAAACCAUAAAGUUCGCGCUGGAGCAGCAAAUGGUUUUCUUCGCGCGUCUAGUGGGACACUUUGAGGUUGCGGAUGACAUUACUCCGAUCAAGAUUGAGAACUUCGAUUGAGGAUCCGAAACUGUGUUUUAUGUCUGAAUUGGUGUACUGAGCGUUGGUUAUGGCAUCAUGUUUGCGAGAUUAGGAUCCAAAUGAAACUCGAUGCACUUUCAUCUGCAAUAGUAUCUUACCUUGUUCAAGUUCUAUGCAAAAUUCCACAUUUCUUGUUA